Paramormyrops kingsleyae is the source of this 3509-nucleotide messenger RNA. NCBI's taxonomy places the organism in Eukaryota, Metazoa, Chordata, Actinopteri, Osteoglossiformes, Mormyridae. The record is from RefSeq and is a predicted model, not a curated record.
GGGGGGGGGUGUAGUCUAGGUGCUAAAGGUCACUAUAAAUACAGAGGGGCUCCGCAUUCCCACUCAGAGUGACAUCGGCGCCGAGUGAGGCAGGUAACCAUCACCUUCUGCAGCAGGAGAUCCCCAGGAACCAUGAAGCUACAGCUGCCCAACCCAGGUCUGGAGGAGCGGAUCCCGUCCCACCAGGAGCUGGAGAAGAUGGAGGUGGAGGAGGCUGGGGACAGACCCAAAUGGGACAAUAAGGCUCAGUACAUGCUGACCUGUGUGGGCUUCUGUGUGGGUCUGGGUAACGUCUGGAGAUUCCCCUACCUGUGCCAGAGUCACGGAGGAGGCGCGUUCAUGAUCCCGUUCCUGAUCCUGCUGGUCCUGGAGGGAAUCCCCCUGCUGCACCUGGAGUUUGCCAUCGGCCAGCGACUCAGGAAGGGCAGCGUGGGGGUCUGGACGGCCAUUCAUCCCUACCUCACCGGUGUGGGAAUCGCAUCCAUGUUUGUCUCCUUCCUGGUUGGACUGUACUACAACACCAUCAUUGCCUGGGUCAUGUGGUACUUCUUCAACUCCUUCCAGGAGCCGCUGCCAUGGAGUCAAUGUCCUAUCAAUGAAAACAAAACAGGCCUGGUGUCAGAGUGCGCCAGGAGCUCCCCAGUGGAUUACUUCUGGUACCGGGAGACCCUCAAUAUCUCAACAGCCAUAGAGGAUUCUGGGGGCCUGCAGUGGUGGUUGGUCCUGUGCCUGAUAUGUGCCUGGACUGUGCUCUAUGUCUGCUGCAUCAGGGGCAUCGAGACCACUGGCAAGGCUGUGUAUGUGACCUCGUCCCUGCCGUAUGUGGUAAUCACCAUCUUCCUGAUAAGAGGAUUGACCCUAAAAGGGUCUUUAAACGGGAUAAAGUUCCUCUUCACUCCAAAUCUGAAAGAGCUGGCGAACCCAGCGACCUGGCUAGAUGCUGGAGCCCAGGUCUUCUACUCAUUCUCCUUGGCCUUUGGGGGUCUCAUCUCCUUCUCCAGCUACAACUCAGUACACAACAACUGUGAACAGGAUGCUGUGAUUAUUUCACUGAUCAAUGGCUUGACAUCCGUUUACUCUGCCACUGUCAUCUACUCCAUCAUCGGCUUCCGUGCCACUGAGAAGUAUGGCGACUGCUUCAGCAAAAAUAUUCUGGAGCUGAUGAAUGCAUUUGGUCUUCCUGAGGGAGCCAUCACAGAAAAUAAUUAUACAGAAGCUCUACAUAAAUUCAACAGCACACAUCCACAGACCAUUCAGAAUCUGACCCUGAGGAGUUGUGAUAUGCAGGUCUUUCUCAGUGAGGGUGUGGAGGGCACCGGUCUGGCCUUUAUCGUCUUCACAGAGGCCAUCACCAAGAUGCCAUUUUCUCCACUGUGGUCCAUCCUCUUCUUCAUCAUGCUCUUCUGUCUGGGGUUGUCCACCAUGUUCGGCAACAUGGAGGGUGUGGUCGCACCCCUGCAGGACCUCAAAGUCUUUCCUAAAAAUUGGCCGAAGGAGGUAUUUACAGGUCUGACGUGUCUGGUCUCCUUCAUCAUAGCUGUGAUAUUUGUGCAGAGGUCCGGUAACUACUGGCUGGCUCUGUUUGACAGCUUUGCUGGUUCUAUCCCAUUACUGAUCAUCGCGUUCUGCGAGAUGGUGUCUGUGGUUUACAUCUAUGGGAUAGACAGGUUCAACGAGGACGUUGAGUUCAUGAUUGGCCAUAAACCCAACAUCUUCUGGCAGGCAACAUGGAGGGUCAUCAGCCCAUUGAUCAUGCUAAUCAUCUUCCUCUUUUACUUCAUCACCAAAGUCAGGGAGACACUGAUCUACAAGACUUGGGAUCCAGCAUCGAAGAACUUCCCGACUCUGGCAGAGACGCAUUACCCAAAUUGGAUCUACGUUAUAAUAUUCCUCUUAGCCGGAUUACCCAGUCUUGCUGUCCCUUGUGUGGCUGUCUUCAAAUUCAUCAGGAAUUCCAGAAAGAAUGCAAGUCAGGAAUUCAAGACCAAGGAAGUCACCACCAUCUCUGCCAGAAUAGAAAUGAUAGAAAAAUGAACACUGAAGACACUUUCAAAGGAAGACUGCGUAAUACAAAAUUGUUGAGCUUUGUCUGUUUUUUUUUUUUUUUUUUGAUCGAUAAUCUUCCACAUUGAGGCUGAGCCUUGACAACUGAGCCAUGGACUCACAGAUGACAGCAUGAGUUUCAAACUCAGGGAAGCCAGUUUUUAAACGUAAAAUAUAAUUACAAAUAUGUUCAAGCCAAUAGAGAAACUCCUGUGCACCUGGACGUCACAUUGUUUAUGAGCGGAAUUCAAUGUAAGGGAAGGGAAAUCUGUAAUUUAGUUAUAAUUUAAACCAAGUGCACAAGACAGACUUCCAGUGUCACCAUCCAAAGGAUAACUUAGAAUAACAUUUUUACUAUUGAUUCACUAAGACAUAAACAUGUACAGCCAAUGUUACAUCAGUUAAUAGGUCCUGUGCGAUCUGAACAUGAUACCUUUGCUUAAUGAAUACCUCAGUAAUUUGGUAAGACUAUUACACACACAAGCAUUUAUGUUUUACAAACACAUUAAGGCAUGAAUCAUGCUUGAUGGCUGUACUGUAAAUUUAAACUUCAACUUAAAAGGCAAUGAAAAUAACCAAACACAUGAUAACAUUAUGGGGUAGAAAAAGUUUUUGCUUUGUAUUAAAAAUGUUAAAUUAUAAAAUGUGGCAUGUUUAACCUUAACUAUUUGCUAAAAUAGCAAAAUUAUGCAUAUAUAUUUAAUAAUACCUAAAUACAUAAUUUUAAAUAUCAUACUGACUAUUCACUUUAAAAAAAAAAAAAAACAUACACUCUGUUGUGUUUCUUGUAACCUUUCAUCACAAAAUAUGCAGAAAUGUAUAUAAUAUACAAUGUGAACUAUAACCAGCAACAUAAUUAAAUAAAUAUAUUUACUGUCAGCAGAGAUGGAAAGUUCAGGUCCAGAAAGGACAAAUCCAGACUCUGUGAAUGUGACACUUUAUACUCAACUGGUUGGUUGAAACAAAAUCUUGGUCAGGAUAUGUACUUCCUGAACCUGAACGUUCUGUCUCUGACUGUCAGUGCUAUUUAGUUACUUGAACAAUAGAAGCAACAAAAUUACUGUAUAAGGCAUAAAGAUGUGCUGUAUUUAAAAAAGGCAUACAAGCAUUUUUUAUACCGAAAAUAUUUUUUAUAUCUCAGCUGUUACCAUAUUUAAUUUUGGAUGGAUUGCAAUAGGAAACUGCAUUGUACCCAUUUUCUGUCCAAGCUACUAUAUGUGGGUGGAACUGCUGGAAAUCUCUGAUUGGUUGGUAAGAGGGUUUGAGGUGAUUGAUGUCAGAGACACAAAGGGGGUGUGGCUCAGGUGACUUUUAUUGCCUCAGCGGCCAGAAACUAAAAGACAAUGAAUAUGAUAGGGUGGGCAAGAAAGACUAUUCACUGGAGGAAGCUUGAUUGGUUAUUAGAUUCUAAGUUCUAAAUGUAACCUCAUGCAUUUUUAAAAAUAAAUUCUUUGAAGUUCUCUGUG